AAUCAAACUUCAAUUCAAUUGCAUUCAUAGUUCAUUUAUGAUCGUAAUUCUACGUUGAUCUGAUCCCAACUCAUUAAUAGUCCAAAGUCCAACGUGGAAAUUUGAGUCACACAGCACAACCUUGGAUCCAACACUUUCACCUGUGUCUCAAAUUCCAUAAUUCAAUCAACCCCAUUGUUCUUAUCAGUCUCAAGCUCGGAUUUUGAGUGUAAAGAUCUGUGCUUUGGCCAUGGAGAACUCGGAGAAGGUGGUGGCUGUGAUCAUGGUGGGUGGGCCAACCAAAGGGACCAGAUUUCGGCCUCUUUCGUUCAAUAUUCCCAAACCCCUUUUCCCUUUGGCUGGCCAGCCAAUGGUUCACCAUCCUAUUUCUGCUUGCAAAAGGAUACCCAAUUUGGCUCAAAUAUAUCUUAUUGGAUUCUACGAGGAGCGAGAAUUCGCUCUAUAUGUCUCUUCAAUCUCAAAUGAGCUGAAAUUACCAGUAAGAUAUUUGAAAGAAGAUAAACCGCGUGGUUCAGCAGGUGGCCUUUACUACUUCAGAGAUAUUAUCAUGGAGGACAGCCCAUCACAUAUAUUUCUGUUAAACUGUGAUGUUUGCUGCAGUUUUCCACUACCAGCAAUGCUUGAUGCCCAUAAAAGAUAUGGUGGGAUGGGGACAAUGUUGGUGAUCAAGGUUUCAGCUGAAUCUGCUAACCAAUUCGGUGAGUUGGUUGCUGAUCCAACCACUAAUGAGUUGCUGCAUUAUACUGAGAAACCUGAGACAUUUGUCAGCAAUUUGAUAAAUUGUGGUGUGUACGUUUUCACCCCUGAUAUUUUUACUGCAAUUGAUGAUGUAUAUAUUAAUCGAGAAGGCAUAGGUUGGUCACUUUCAAUCACCUUUUAUAUACUUUCAAUCUUGAAAGACUUGUGUUGCAUGAAUUGAUUCUCUGAUACAUAAGAUUUAACUCGGUUCAACCUUUAGAAUUUUAACUAAUGAGUGUUGCAUAGAAGUGGUAUAUAUUAUGAACCAAGAAGGCAUAGGGUGAUCUAUGACAAUUGAAGUUUAGAAAACUUCACUUAUAAAAGGCUUGUGUUUCAUUAAUUGAUUCCUGAUACUGAAGAUUGAACUUGGCUCUAACCUUCAGAAAUUUAAACAAAUUUGUAUAAGCAGGUAUAUGAUAUGAACUGAGAAGACAAAUUUUAUUUUUAUCAUAAUUUAAUAAGCUUCACCAUUAAAAGGCUUGUAUUCCAUCAAUUUGUUCCUUAAUAGACAAGAUUUAACUUGGCUUCAACCUUUAGACUUUAGACAACAUAGGCACAAUACACAAAAUUGCAAAAGUUGAGAAAUGUUGUUAGUAAUAAUGAUUCUAUUUCCAAUCACUGUUUAUAUUGUUCCCUUAUAGGCACACUCACACACAUUUGGUAGCAUAUGACCAGCUCCUGUAAUUGGUGAACCCAUAUAACUUUUCGCUCCAAAUAAUUUUCUUUAUUUAUUUGUAAGGGUCUGUGUUUUAUUAGUACCUACCAGAUGUUGCAUACCCUUUUCAUUGCAAGAACUAUGCUGAUAGGUUUUGAAAACGUUUGGGCAACUUAGGACUACAAAAAAUAUCUACACAAGGACUAAAUCAAAAUUGUGCGAAUUGUAUA
Molecule: messenger RNA, 1623 nt
Organism: Vigna umbellata (rice bean)
Lineage: Eukaryota; Viridiplantae; Streptophyta; Magnoliopsida; Fabales; Fabaceae
Source: RefSeq, a predicted model, not a curated record